CCAUGUACGUUGACAACAUUGAGGCAACAAAAUAAAAAACAACAUGAUAAAAAGCAACAACGUCAACAGAAUUCACUUUUGCAGCAGUUUUUCAUUUUCCGUUUGCAUUCCAUUUAUGAGACAUCACAUAUCUUAACUUAGGAUUUUGUGUAUAUACCACAAAGUAUUCUCCACAUCUGAUUUGUUAAGAAAAUUUAAGAAAUGCAUUUAAACUGAAGCAAAGUGCACUAUAUUGUGAUCGGAAACACGAAAUGGUCACGACACGUUGAGCAGGAUAGUGUUGGACGACCCACCAGCAGCCCCACGAUGACCUACUGUGCACAUUAUGGCGAUUUAGUAAAUCUGAAUGUUGGUGGACAGCGUUUUUCCACUUCCCGUCAGACGCUGACGUGGAUCCCUGAUACCUUUUUCACGGCAUUAUUAAGUGGACGCAUUUCCAGUUUACGCGAUGAAACUGGCGCUAUAUUCAUUGAUCGCGAUCCGGCCUUGUUCUCGAUCAUUCUCAACUAUUUACGCACUAAAGAUAUCGACAUUAAAAACUGUGAAAUACGGGCUUUGCGUCACGAAUCUGAAUACUAUGGCCUUACUCCGCUUGUUAAGCGUCUAGCACUUUGCGAGGACCUAAACCAUUCAUCAUGCGGUGAUGUGCUAUUUUAUGGCUAUUUGCCUGCACCGUUGAUGCCGUCUAAUGAGGCAAUUCAUGCUGCUGUUAUGUCCACAGGAUCUGUAGCAACCGAAGAUCGCCCAGUUUUUGGCUCAGAUCUGCCAUCUUACAGAACAUCAAAUAGUAGUGGAAUAAAUGUUGGAAAUACAAACAAUUUAUACAACCCACAGGCACCAACAGUACCGUUGGAAUCUUGCUUACCUUCAACAUCAUCAGGUUUAGUAUCAAAUUCAACGGUAAACGCGCGCCCUGGUUCAAUGGUUCGCGUACCCGAAACGGCAUCUGUAUCUAGCCGACACUCAUCACAUUCUCGAAACUCUUCAUGGGAUUUGCGUUGCGGGCGUACGAACGGUAAUGUUAGUGGAGAAGUACGCAGUUGGGCUACUGCUGGCCCUUCUUCGACCCAUUCACGCACCGCCUCACUAGAUUUCAUGCGACAUUCGCGUAACUCUUCCGCCGACCUCAAUAAGCUCAUACGCAACGAUGUAGGAUUGGUAUUUAGUCCAACCCUGACUUCAAACUGGGUGGAUCCAUUGCGGGUUCAAAUAAUCAAGGCACAUCAAAAUUGGAUUGCAGUGGCUUAUGCCCAUUUCGUGACUUGCUAUAGAGUGAAGGACUCAAGUGGCUGGCAACUGGUAUUUACCUCGCCUCACAUUGAUGCAACCAUUGAACGUAUGGCGAUUAACUCAAAGGUCAACACUUCCACAGCCGAACCCAUACCUAGUAAAAUGGUGGCUAUUUCAUAUGGUAGCCAAAUACGCUUGUGGAGUAUACAUGAAGGAGGAAAUAAAACCGAUGUUGGAACAUUUAAUCUGAAUGUACGCGUAGAGUAUUUGUUUUUUAUCGGCAGCCAGUUGGUGGCGUUGUCCUCAUCGGGCAAAAUAGGCGUGUGGCAUGCCAUGACACAGCACUGGCAAAUCCAAGAUUUGGUGCCCGUACUGUCGUUUGACUCAGCUGGCUCGUUUUUAUUGCUGGGAUGCAAUAAUGGGUCUAUUUAUUAUAUAGAUAUGCAAAAGUUUCCAUUACGUAUGAAGGAUAAUGACUUGUUAGUGACUGAGUUAUAUAAAGACCCGACAUUGGAUCCCAUUACAGCAAUUUCUGUUUAUCUCACCCCAAAAACUUCAAGUAUAAGUGGAAACUGGAUAGAGAUUGCGUACGGUACGAAAUCGGGAGCGGUGCGUAUUAUUGUGCAACAUCCGGAGACAGCCGGCCACGGACCGCAUUUAUUUGAAACAUUUACUGUACACCAAAGCCCAGUAACUAAGGUUACGCUCUCAGAAAAAUAUUUGGUUUCUGUGUGCAGUGAGUAUCACCAUGUACGCACCUGGUCAUUGACACGUUUUCGCGGAAUGCUCUCCACACAACCAGGCUCUACACCCGAGGCAUCAUUUAAGAUUGUGGCACUCGAAGCCACUGAUUCACAUUACAGUUACGCGGCUGGUAAUGAUUUUGGCCCAUAUGGCGAUUAUGAUGAACAGAUUUUCGUACAAAAAGUAGUGCCGGAAACAGAUCAGCUUUACGUGCGCUUAGCUUCGAAUGGCGAUCGCGUCUGUAUUAUAAAAUCAGUAGAUAGCUCAACUAUCACUUCGUUCUGCGUACACGAGUGCGAGGUGUCUUCACGUAUGGGCUCACGUUUCAUAUUGACUGGCCAUUGUAAUGGUGCCAUUCAAAUGUGGGAUCUCACAACGGCAUUGGCGUUGCUUUCGAAAGAUGAACCCCAGCAGAAAACCUCAGGCGGACCCGACACACAUGAGCUUCUCCGCCUACUGGAUCAAUGUGAAAUCAGCAAUAGUCUCAGCUCAACGCCUUGUAUGUCACCAUGUCUAUCAGUGGUUGGAGGGAUGGCAAAUGCCACAAUAGCGCGCAUGAAAGCCAGUAAUGUGGCACUGCUAAAUCAGUUACACAAUCAGCACCAGCCAGUGCCACUGCAGCACCAACCGCAAGCACAAGGGCAACAAUCUGUUGUUAACGCAGCAGCGCAGUUUUUGCAGCAACAACAGCAGCUGCCACAACCACAGCAACAACAUCCUCAACAGCAACAGGGAGCGCCGGGCAACGGUGGUAAUGGGGAAUGAAAUGCGGAAGCGGCGUGUGCAGCAGCAGCAGUUGCUGUUGCUGCUGAGGCGGCGUUGGUCGGGCGUAUUUCAUCGUUUCUCACAUUUAGCAUAGCAUUAGAGUACAUUGCCAAGCUGUUGCAAAUAAUGUUCUGCUCGAUUAUAUAUAUUUGCAUAUUACGUUAUACGGCAUCAGCAGCUGUGCGGCGACCUUAAGAGUGUCCUCGUGGCUAGCAAAAGUUACUCUUAAUCUCCUUUUUGUCUAGAUGUUGUCUAUGUACUGUUUUUAUGCUACACAUAUUUGUAUAAGUGAUUUUAAAUGCGAUUCGCGGCAAAUUAUUCGUACAAUACGUAUGUAUUACUUUUACAGAUACUGAUGAAUUAUACUACACACCUACAUAUACGAUUUAUUACACACUUGUUUUCCCGAAAUAUAUCGAAAUAUACACGAAAGAAAAUGUU
This is a messenger RNA of Rhagoletis zephyria (snowberry fruit fly), 3180 nucleotides long. Its product is annotated as BTB/POZ domain-containing protein KCTD3. Gene Ontology annotation, biological process: protein homooligomerization. Lineage: Eukaryota; Metazoa; Arthropoda; Insecta; Diptera; Tephritidae. The record is from RefSeq and is a predicted model, not a curated record. Gene Ontology annotation, molecular function: protein binding.